Molecule: messenger RNA, 1317 nt
Organism: Balearica regulorum gibbericeps (East African grey crowned-crane)
Lineage: Eukaryota; Metazoa; Chordata; Aves; Gruiformes; Gruidae
Source: RefSeq, a predicted model, not a curated record
CACGCCAUGGAUACGACCGGCCACAGCGUCCUCCUCCUCCAGCAGCUGAACAUGCAGCGGGAGUUUGGCUUUCUGUGUGACUGCACAGUUGCCAUUGGAGAUGUUUACUUCAAAGCCCACAGAGCGGUGCUCGCUGCUUUUUCAAACUAUUUUAAGAUGAUAUUUAUUCAUCAGACGAGCGAAUGCAUAAAGAUUCAGCCUGCAGACAUCCAGCCUGACAUAUUUAGUUACUUGUUGCAUAUCAUGUACACUGGGAAAGGGCCAAAGCAGACCGUCAGCCAGAGCCGACUGGAGGAGGGCAUCCGCUUUCUCCACGCAGACCACCUCUCCCAUAUCGCCAUCGAGAUGAACCAAGUGUUCUCCCCAGAGCCGGUCCAGUCUUCAAACUUGUACGGCAUCCAGAUCUCCACCGCACACAAACCAGCGAAGGAACGCCUGGGAGCGAAGGAGAGUGUGCCCAGGGCGGGCAGCAGGUCUGCUGCCCAGGGCGAUCACCCGCAGCUGCAGCUCUCUCUGGCCAUUGGCCUGGACGACAGUUCCCCGGACCAGCAGGUCGCUCGCCCCUCCGCUCAGCCUGCUGCUCUCACCAAGCCAGCAGAAGAGCGUACGAAGCGCUCAGUCUCCAUAAAGCAAGAGAAGUGCGACUCGGAGCCCGUGGUGUCCCGGACCUGCACCCCUCCAUCUCCGGAGGUAGCUAGCCCCAUCUUUGCUAAGGCCAGCCUCAAAGUGCACUUGUGUCACUACUGUGGGGAGCGUUUCGACUCCCGGGGGGGGCUACGGCAGCACUUGCACACCCACGUCUCGGGCUCGCUGCCGUUCGGCGUGCCGGCCUCCAUCCUGGAGAGCAGCGACCUGGGGGAGGUACAGCCUCUGGCUGAGGACAGAGAGGCUGGGGAUGACCAUCGGCUCAGGGCCUUCCUCCUCAAGGAGGAUGAGCAUCAGCUGGAGCGUCCGAGCUGCAGCGACCUGGAGCCUCUGCAGAUCAGCCAGCUCUCCCUCAUCUCCAAGGACCACGAACCAGUGGAGUUGAACUGUAACUUUUCUUUCUCAAGAAAGAGAAAAAUCAGUUGCACCAUCUGUGGCCGCACCUUUUUCCGGAAGAGCCAGUUGCUCGAACACAUGUACACGCACAGAGGGAAGCAGCACAAAUACAGCCGCUGCCAGCGGCUGGAGAGCCCCGCGACCCCCAGGUUUCGUCCCUACUGUGACAGUGAGAGCAUGGGGAAAAGCUCCAGUAUGUCCCAAGACCACUUAGAUGAAUGUAUACUGGAGUCGGAUCUCAUCCAAGAAAGCAUUGAUACGAUCCUGGUAGAGUAG